UAUAUUCCUUUGAUUUUGUGAAAAUAAAAUCACUAUUAAUGGAAGGAAAAAAAAAAAAAAGGAAGAAAGAGAAUCGAAUUCUCCACCAACCUUGUUCUCCUAGUACUAAGCAAGUAACGGAAUUUCCAAAGCCUUCCUCUCUCUUAUAUUCAUCUAUACAGAGAAAAAAGAAGAAGAAGAAGAAGAAGCAAGCUUCAGUGGUCUUCACUCAUCGGUGAUCAUAUCAUAGCCUUAAGGUAAUUAAUUAAUUAAGAUGCAAGCAGCGGUAAUGUAUGGAGGGGUCGUCGUCAAAGGUAGCGUUAACAGCAAUUCUACAAGCCUAGCAGUUUGCUUUUCCAGAGCUCAAAAAGGCCGGAAUACGAAGCAACUCUCAUCCUCCAUUGAUUUCAGCAACACAAACUGUCAACUACUAUCUUCUUCUUCUUCUUGCAUGCCUCACCGCACCUCUUGUUUCGGAUUGCGUCUCGAUUCGUUCUCCUCUAUGGGAACCGAACUCACUCGCUCCUCUCUCUUCCGCUCCCGCCCCAUCGUCAAAGCUCUCGCUUCCGGAGGAGGAGGAGGAGGAGAGGGAGAUGUGGAAGAAGGUAGGCCAAUAAAAUCGGUUGAGGACGUUAAUUAUGUUGUGCCGCCGCAGCAGCAGCAGGGGAAAGCUUCGACCGGAACGGUUUUUCCGUUUGUUGGAGUUGCCUGUUUAGGGGCUAUUUUGUUUGGUUAUCAUUUAGGGGUGGUGAAUGGUUCACUUGAGUAUCUUGCUAAGGAUCUUGGGAUUGUCGAAAACACGACCUUACAAGGAUGGGUUGUUAGCACACUGCUUGCUGGUGCUACUGUUGGUUCAUUUACCGGAGGAUCAUUGGCUGAUAAGUUUGGAAGAACAAGGACAUUUCAGUUGGAUGCAAUCCCACUUACAAUUGGAGCAUUGCUUUGUGCUACUGCCCAGAGCGUACAUACUAUGAUAAUUGGGCGUCUUCUUGCUGGUAUAGGAAUUGGCAUUUCUUCUGCUAUCGUGCCACUUUACAUAUCUGAGAUCUCACCAACUGAAAUCCGUGGUGCACUGGGGUCUAUAAACCAACUUUUUAUAUGUAUUGGGAUCCUUUUGGCUUUGGUGGCUGGAUUACCAUUGGCAGGAAAUCCUAUAUGGUGGAGGACAAUGUUUGGCAUUUCAGCUGUCCCUGCUGUUCUAUUGGCUUUGGGAAUGGCAUUUUCUCCAGAAAGUCCACGGUGGCUUUUUCAGCAAGGAAAAUUUUCUGAAGCUGAAAAGUCCAUAAAGACACUUAAUGGAAAAGAAAGAGUUGCUGAUGUCAUGACCGACUUAAGUGUGGGUAGUCAAGGUUCUGCUGAGCCAGAAGCUGGAUGGUUUGAUCUAUUUAGCAGCCGCUAUUGGAAAGUUGUGAGCGUUGGUGUAGCACUUUUCUUUUUCCAACAAAUGGCUGGUAUAAAUGCUGUGGUGUAUUAUUCAACUGCUGUGUUCCGUAGUGCUGGCAUUGAAUCAGAUGUUGCUGCCAGUGCUCUUGUUGGGGCAUCAAACGUCUUUGGCACAACUAUUGCAUCUUCCUUAAUGGACAGACAAGGAAGGAAGAGUCUUCUAAUCACAAGCUUUUUUGGAAUGGCUGCCUCAAUGCUGCUGCUUUCCUUGUCCUUCACUUGGAAGGCCCUGGCACCAUAUUCUGGAACCCUUGCAGUUCUAGGGACAGUUUGCUACGUGUUGUCAUUUUCACUUGGUGCUGGUCCUGUGCCAGCUCUUCUUCUUCCAGAGAUAUUUGCCUCCAGAAUUAGAGCGAAAGCAGUUGCUUUAUCCUUGGGCAUGCACUGGGCUGCAAAUUUUGUCAUCGGCCUGUAUUUCUUGAGCUUCGUGAACAAGUUUGGGAUCAGCUCUGUGUAUUUAGGAUUUUCCGGCAUCUGUCUUUCUGCUGUGUUGUACAUAGCAGCUAAUGUUGUGGAGACAAAGGGACGCUCGUUGGAGGAAAUAGAGCGAGCUCUUAACCCAACAAUUUGAUCAGAUCAGGGUACUUGUCGCAAGGACACAAGGUAACAUGUCACUACACCUCAUGGACAUUGGCCUUAGGAUAGAUUGUGGUUUUAAUCCCCGGAGGGUUCAUUGUUCUUGCGGAACGUUCACUGGGCUUGCUUAUUGUCCGGCAUUUUCAAAUGCCAAAUCUCUGUUAUAACCAGCUUAGUGAACAAACUCACGAACAUGCGGGUCAUCAAAACUGAAUGUUGAGUAUCACAAAGAUUUUGUUUCCCAUGUGAUUGUUGAAUGAAAUUCUAUAUGACCAUUCCGCAGAGUGAUUAGAAAAUUAAGUGAAGCU
This is a messenger RNA of Populus euphratica (Euphrates poplar), 2306 nucleotides long. Its product is annotated as plastidic glucose transporter 4-like. Gene Ontology annotation, cellular component: membrane. The record is from RefSeq and is a predicted model, not a curated record. Gene Ontology annotation, biological process: transmembrane transport; carbohydrate transport. Bases 254 to 1993 code for a protein of 579 amino acids. NCBI's taxonomy places the organism in Eukaryota, Viridiplantae, Streptophyta, Magnoliopsida, Malpighiales, Salicaceae. The transcript is spliced from 14 exons. Gene Ontology annotation, molecular function: carbohydrate:proton symporter activity.